Olea europaea var. sylvestris is the source of this 2295-nucleotide messenger RNA. RefSeq lists its product as uncharacterized. The record is from RefSeq and is a predicted model, not a curated record. The transcript has 3 exons. Gene Ontology annotation, biological process: asymmetric cell division. Lineage: Eukaryota; Viridiplantae; Streptophyta; Magnoliopsida; Lamiales; Oleaceae. Bases 300 to 1877 code for a protein of 525 amino acids.
CAAAGAAUAUUAAGAAAUAUCAGGCGAUGAAGGAUACGGUUGAAUUUGGGCCUCUAACGUUUAGCGUGUGGAAGCAAUUAGAUUGAGCAGAAACUUGUGGAUGAGAGUUAAUUAUUUUCUUGUAUUUCUUAAUUCUUUAUCGGAAUUAUAUUUAUAAAAAAAAUGACAAAUUCGAGCUGGGCUUUCGCGGUUCCAGAUUUUCUGCUCUACUCCUAACAGUCGAAGAGCUUAUUAUUAUCGAAAAUUUUUGGCUUCGAGCUCAUAUCUCAUCAAAAUUCAUCAUAUGUUUUAGCUUUUGCAUGACAAGAUUCUUCAAACCCCAUAAAAUUCGACACUUUCUCCGGCACAAUCAAUUAGUUUGGCAAUUCACAGGUUGGUGUUUACCGGGUUCUGGGUUUGGGAAAGACUUUCAACUGAAUUUUGAAAUAAGAAUUAUUAAAAUUCAGGAAAAAAAAUUGGAAAUGGAUUUAUGGAUUGUUGCCGCAGCUGCUGGAGCUGGAUAUAUAGCAAGUAAUUGGCAAAAUUUUUCAGCCGAAAAAGAAGGUUUAGCGGAACCUACAUCUAAAAUCUCACUCAGAUCAGAAUCACGGAAUUUACUGCAGCAGAUUCGAGAUAGAACCUGUCCAAUGCGCAGAUUAGCGCGAAAAAAAGCACAAAAAGAUGUAAUUUCAGAGGAAAGUAAUGAUAAAGAUGUAAAUUUAUUGGAAAUGGACAGGUUAAAUGGUGGGAAUUCAGUAGCAGAAAUAGCUUCGUCAAGUAGUGGAAGUGCUUUUGAAAAUAUUGAAGGGCAUGAGGAUCAUAGUGGGGCAUGGUUAACUAAAUUGUCACCGGUGCAUAUUGUAGGAGAAAGUUAUGUAGAAAAUUCGGGAUGUGAUUGUGCCGAAAGUUGUAAUUUCCAUAGGUUUAGUAAGAACAAGCUUAUUAGAAUGUGUUGUGGAUAUUCCAUGAGGUCAUUGAAUCCUUCGGAAAUGCCUGCGUUUGUAACUGAUGGAAGACAAAUCAUCAGAAGCUUAAGCAAUGAUUUACCGGUGGUAGAAGUCGAGCAAGGAAAGGAGGGGGCCAGGAGAGAAAAUGGUGCUUUCUUGAAAGGAAACGAUUCAUCGAUGACAUCUUCUUCCUUGAAACAAUUUGAAUCAGCUGUGAUCCAAAGGAAACCUGAAAAGUGCCCUGAUUUGUCACGGCCGAGUGAUUCUAGAGAUCGGGCGUCCAGCAGAACUUUUCAUUCACCUGGACAUGACCAGAUGCUUCUUUUCUUUGUCGGAAUGACUAUUGGAAUAAUAUCUGCCACUAUGGCCAGUAAGAAUGAGAUAGAGAAUUUGAAUGAGCAGAUGAAGCAAACUCACAAUUUAGUUCAGGAUUUACACGAGGAACUUGAUCAUCGCUCUUAUGGGACAGAUGAUCCAUCAUUGUUAAUUCGAGAGCCAGUAGCGUCUUGUUCUGAAAUGGAAACGAAUGAAUUGAUCCGAGUUGACAAUUUAAAGGCAAAUGAUAAAGAAACCGAGAAUUCUGAGUUGAGAAGCAAGAUUGAGGCAGAGCUUGAGGCUGAACUGGAGAGGCUGGAGCACAACUUGAAGGCGUCUAAUCUGGAAAGAAUAUCUACUGUUGUUGAUCUUGAUCCUGAUUUUGAACCGUAUACUAUGCAAGGAGACUUGAAAUUAGCUGUGUCUAGUGAAAAUUAUGACUAUGCAUCCGAGUCUGGGCGUGAUGGAACAAAGACAGCCACUGAUUGCUCGCAGCCUAUAAAUUAUGCCGUUUCCCCUCGGGAGCUGAGUUUGCGCCUCCAUGAGUUGAUAGAAUCUAGGCUCGAAGCACACAUCAAGGAGCUCGAGAUAGCUCUGGAGUAUAGUGAAAAUGGGGCUCAAACUCUGAGAUCAUAGAGCAAUGUCUCUGAAAGGAUAUUUUUCACAGUUAGAUAGAAUCAUCUUCUCCUCCCAGAAGUCCUACAUCUAUACAGUAGCAAUUGCACUGAUCUAAAGCGUUCUAUUGGAUAAAAUUUGAAGAAAAUGGAUCCAUUUCACACCAUGGUAAAUCGAAUGAGAAUCAGGAGGGUGAAGAUGAUGACAACUAAUCAGAAAUGCAAAGAAAUUUAAAAAUUUCACGGUCAAAAGUAAAGAGAGUAUAUCUUAAUGAAAACUAGAAAAUAGAACAACAAAUCCAUGUAUACAUACAUAUAAAGAAUUUUGAAUGAUGUGUUAUGUUCAUCAAAAUGUUCGUGUCGACUUUUGAAGUAAGCUCUGCAGCAUCUGUUUAGUUCAAAUACUUAUGAACGUAUGUAUAAAAUUCCAUUUUGUGCCA